This is a messenger RNA of Hymenoscyphus albidus, 3502 nucleotides long. The record is from the annotation of a GenBank genome assembly. Lineage: Eukaryota; Fungi; Ascomycota; Leotiomycetes; Helotiales; Helotiaceae.
CAGAAUCAAACGUUUGUCUAUUUUUCUGUAGUCAGUCAAUCUAUAUUUAUCAGGAUUCCACAUCACUGUGAUCUGUCUCAUAUAUCUCGGGUCUAUUACCAAAACCAAGUUAUCUUGUCCCAAGAGAGCCGAGUAGCCUGCGCGUAUAGUCUAAGCCGUCAGCCUUAUUUUGCCUUCAGUCUGAGAACAAUACCUGGAAACCCCCGAGGAUGGCGGACGUCAUUGGUAUAAUUGGGAGCGCAGUUGGCGUAAUUUCCUUCAGCCUGCAAGUCUGCAAGGGACUCAUACAAUAUUAUGAGUCCUACAAGGAUAAACGGAAGGAUAUUGAAAGGAUGGUAUCGGCUCUAAAAAGUCUCACAGGGACUUUGGAAACGCUCAAGGAUCCUAUUAGCACAACGAUGUUCUCUAAGAAACAAAUUGAAAAUAUUUCAAGCAACAUAGAGGACUGCGAGGAGAGCAUCAUGGACUUUUCAGAAGUGCUGGGGAAGAUCAAAGAGUCUGACGUACCGGGAACAGCUGGGACUCGGAAUAUUGGAUUUAGUGAGAAGUUCAAGGAGGUGAAAGGUCGACUUGUAUAUCCGUUCCGGGAGAGUACGAUUCUGAAGUUGCAAGAAAGUAUUGGUCAUGUCAAUAGUAACUUAGUGUUAGUGAUGCAAAGUAUGCGACUGUGGGUACCUCUCUUGAUUUUGUCAUAUUUAAAGGCUUCAUGUAAACUAACUAGUCAUAGAUCGACAAUCCCUAUGUUUAAUGAGAAACUUGAUCAUAUCUCUCGUGAAGUGGAUCUCCUGGUCACUAGUCAAGCAGGUAAGGAGUACACCUUCUCACCACAAGAAGCAAAUUGCUGAUUGUCGAAUCUGCGAAGACGAGAAAACACAGACUAUACUAAACUGGAUGUCAACACUCGAUCAUAACUCCAAGCAGGAAGAGACAUCCAGCAGGCGUGAGGAGGGAACUGGGUUGUGGUUAUUUGAAACACAGGAGUUUAAGGAUUGGGUUAAUGGAAAAAACAAGGUUCUAUGGGCGUCGGGAGGCCGUGAGUAUGACCAAGAGAUUCAAGAUCUCUGAGGGGCUAACGCUCAACAGCUGGUGCUGGAAAAACCAUUCUUGCGUACGAAACUCCGCAUUGUAUUAUUUUUACCAGCUAACCAUGUUUAGAUCUUCGGUUGUCAAUUACACAAAAACAAAGUCUAGGCAGGAGAAUGUUGGCGUUGCAUUCUUGUAUUGCAACUACGCAGAAAGAGGUACUCAGCCACUGGAGCAAUUAGUCGGAAGCAUCGCUCGGCAGUUGUUUGAGGGUUGCUUGAGGCUCCCAUUGAGUGUCAUCGAAAAACAUCAAAGCAUCUUGUCCCGGUAAGAAGACAAACGAAAGUUGAUGUGUUAUCAGAGAUGAUCAGCAUAGCACUUGACUCCUUUGAAAAAGUUCAUGUCAUCGUCGAUGCACUGGAUGAAUGUGAUAGCGCUGUAAGAGUUGAUCUAGUUAGAACGAUCCGAUAAAUGGUUGGCCGCGUACAUCUUUUUUGUAGCUCUCACUACAUGAUAGAAGACAUCUCAGUAUAUUUCAUGAAUGCUCUUACGAUUCGGGUCAAGGGUAGUGAUGAAGAUAUUCGAAUUUAUCUUCGAGCUCAGAUCAACACCAAGAGUAAUUUACUUCGUCUGUGUAAACAACAUCAAGGCUUAUCGGAGAGAAUCGUGGAAGGAGUGACCAAGAAAACCGAUGGAAUGUAAGUUGAAAGCUCCCAAAAGUGCCGUGCGAGUAUUUAUUAACAUCAAAUAAGGUUCCUUCUCGCCCAUUUUCACAUAGAACCACUUACAGCAGAACUUCGUGUAAAACACCUACUUCGAACCCUGACUAUAUUACCAAGAAGUAUAUGGGCUACUUAUGAGGACGCGGUAAAAAGAAUUUUCAAAGGCCAAGACGAACGAAAGGCUCAUGUUGCUAGGUGCGUUUUACUAUGGGCAAGCUUUUCAUCAAGACCAUUGAAGGUUGAAGAGAUGAGAUGCAACAUGCGAUAUCUGCCAUGGAGCUCGACGAAGAAGACAACAUCGUCGAUACCGACGAUCUGUAUCCGAAAGACAUUCUUGUAACAAGCUGCGCUGGCCUGGUUUUUAUUGACGAGAACAAUUUUGUGCGCCUGGUACAUUACAGCAUCCAGGAGUAUCUUCUCCAGCAACGCGACCUCUUUCCAGAAGGCAACUUGGAAAUUUCGAGGACUUGUAUGAAAUAUUUGUCAAUGGACUCAUUUUUGACUUUGAAUCGAAGAACGAAACCGGACACCUUUCUAUGGAAGAAGCCCUGUACAACAGUAUGGCUACAGAUUUCCCUCUACUACACUAUUCCUGCAGAUCAUGGAUGAAAAUGGUUGAAAGUAAGGAAAUUUCAAACUCACUCUCGAGUGAGAUAUUAAAUUUCGUCAGCAACAAACAUUCCAAGGGUCUUACUCUCGUAGUCAGUGACUCACUGCUCUUCCAACAGAAUGACACACUUUUCGAAACAUUCACGCAAAGUAGGCUAAAAGAAAAGGUUCUAAGUCUGUCAAAUUGCUUUGGUAUAAACGCUCUGGGGAAAUUUACAGCUCUGUUCAAGGCGGUAGUGUUCAAUCUUCCUCAGUUAACGGAGAUGCUCCUGAACCACGGGGAGAAGGUUGACCGGGCUUUUCCUGGUAAUGUAACGAGCUUGCAUCUGGCAGCUUUCACCGGACACAAGGAGGUCUUGAAACGCCUCUUACAGAAUAGCGCCCGUGUCGAUAUAGAGUAUGUAGCACCAAUUGGGGAGAGCGCUGGACGGCUCUUCACUUGGCCUCUGCACAGGGACAUUACAACAUCGUAGAUGAAUUGGCAAAACACGGAGCAGAUUUCAACGCAGAAGACACAGAAGGAAGAACUCCCCUAAUCAUCGCAGCUCGAUGGUCACUCUUGGAGACCUUGCUUGGAGAAUCUAAGGAGUUCACGUUGACUAUCCCCUUAUUUGCCCCUUAUUUGCUAACCGAAGCAAUCUGAAUGCAACGGAUUUACAAGGUCGGGAUGCAUUUUUCUACCCACACUCCCCUUUAAUUGGGACACGUUCGAAAAAGAAAGUUUCCGACAUUAAAGGGAAGGCAUGCCAAAUUAUGGUUUAUCCUUUAUAUCUGGAUCCUUACAUUGAUGAAAUAUUGCAUACAAUGAACGAGAAUCUUGUUUUACCACAAGACGAUGAGCUCAUGUCUUGGGUAUCCGAACUUAUCGCCACCGGGGACUAUCCUGCAGUCCCGCAAGUACAGAAGUAUCCGAAUCCAUGCCUAUACAAAGAUGUGUUGUUACUUGUAAGUUCCAAGAAUUCAUGAUAAAUGAUAACAAUCUCAUGAAUAUCUAGAUACCAACGGAGAAACUGCCAGAUUGUCCACAGAAACUUCUGGAUGCCACAGGUGUUAAGGUUUUGACUGUUUGUAUUAUUCUGCUGAGACGUGAUGGCAGAGCCGUAUUAUUUCGGUCUCCCGAUAUCAAUCGAGACUCGCACUAUAAGUGA